UUUCAGCCCAACAAAAUCUCAGCGCCAAAAUCAUGUUGGCACGGUCCAUGACUCGGUGGUUUGGCACGUCCACCCGCUUGCAAGGCGUGGUGGUGGGGCAUAUCGUCAAGGUAACGAGCCAUCCGCAAGCAGAGCGACUGAACAUCUGUGAUGUCGCAAUUGCAGUCGGCGCCGACCCGGUCCAAAUCAUCUGCGGCGCCCCCAACGUGCGCGAAGGCAUGAAGGUUCCUGUGGCGACAGUCGGGACCAAGUUGACUUUCCGAGUGCCUAACCCCGAGGAUGCAGGGGGUGCUUUGGUGGACAAGAUGGUCAAGAUCAAAAGGUCCAAGUUGCGUGGCGAAGUCUCGAACGGCAUGAUUUGUUCCGAGGAAGAAAUCGGCGUCGGCGAAGACAGCAGCGGCAUCAUGGAGUUGUCGUCAGCGUCCAUCGUGGGCACACCUUUUGCCGAGUACUUGGCAGAGCUAGAGAAGUUACACGUCAUCCAAGACCAACUCCACCACGAUUGAUAGAUUAGUCGACCUUAACGUCAUUAGACUUCAUGUCAAUCUACGACCAUAGCAAGUGUAGCCCCAGCUCAUGCGUCGUCGUGUGGCCUUCAUGAGGAUGCCAUUGCAUCAUGCUAAUGUGCGACUACACUUUGCGGUCAAACGUUUUCC
Molecule: messenger RNA, 656 nt
Organism: Aphanomyces astaci
Lineage: Eukaryota; Oomycota; Saprolegniomycetes; Saprolegniales; Verrucalvaceae
Exons: 1
Coding region: 33-506 (157 amino acids)
Molecular function (GO): tRNA binding
Source: RefSeq, a predicted model, not a curated record